AUGUUUAAAACUUGGUCUAUUUUUAUCUCUGCCUUUUAUUCCCGCAGAUUUUCCUCUAUUACGUAUAAUGCUACCAAAGUUUCUAUUCUUGGUGCAGCAGGUGGUAUUGGUCAACCAUUAUCACUUUUACUAAAAACAAAUCCUCGAGUUGGCCAUUUGGCACUUUAUGAUAUUCGUGGUGCCCCGGGUGUUGCGGCAGAUUGCAAUCAUAUCAAUACACCUUGCAAAGUUGUUGGAUAUGGAGAAGACGAUGAUGGAUUAAUUAAAACCUUGAAAGAUACGGAUAUUAUUCUUAUUCCAGCAGGUGUUCCUCGAAAACCUGGUAUGACUAGAGAUGAUCUUUUUGUUACAAAUGCAUCAAUUGUUCGAGAUUUGGCAAAAGUAGCUGCAGAUGUUGCUCCUAAAGCUCAUCUUCUUAUUAUUUCUAAUCCAGUUAAUUCUACUGUACCCAUUUGUGCCGAAGUAUACAAAAAGAGAGGUGUUUAUGAUCCCAAAAGGCUUUUUGGUGUAACUACUUUGGAUGUUGUUCGUGCAUCUCAAUUUAUUUCGGAUAUGAAAGAUAUAGAAUCAAAAAAUGAACAUGUUCAUAUAGUUGGUGGGCACUCGGGCGUUACAAUCGUUCCAUUAUUGUCACAGACUUCGCAUAAUUUUACUGAUCAAGAAAUUAAGUUUCUAACGAAUCGUAUCCAGUACGCUGGAGAUGAAGUUGUUAAAGCAAAAAAUGGUUCAGGUAGUGCUACAUUAUCAAUGGCAUUUGCUGCAUCUCGCUUUACUGACUCUCUUUUACGGGCUAUGUCUGGAGAAAAAGGUAUUAUUGAACCAACAUAUGUAGAGUCACCAUUGUUCCAAGACAAAGGUUGUCAUUUUUUUAGUACAAAUGUUGAACUUGGGCCCAAAGGAGUUCAUAAUAUACAUCCACUUGGAAAUAUUUCUUUGUAUGAAAGAGAACUUCUUGAGCUUUGUUUUCCAGAGCUUUCAAAAAAUAUCGAGAAGGGAAUCAAGUUUGUUGAGGAAACAUACUAA
Pneumocystis murina B123 is the source of this 1023-nucleotide messenger RNA. Its product is annotated as malate dehydrogenase, NAD-dependent. Gene Ontology annotation, molecular function: L-malate dehydrogenase (NAD+) activity. Gene Ontology annotation, cellular component: mitochondrion; cytoplasm. The record is from RefSeq and is a predicted model, not a curated record. The transcript is spliced from 7 exons. Lineage: Eukaryota; Fungi; Ascomycota; Pneumocystomycetes; Pneumocystales; Pneumocystaceae. Bases 1 to 1023 code for a protein of 340 amino acids. Gene Ontology annotation, biological process: tricarboxylic acid cycle; malate metabolic process.